Messenger RNA from Rhopilema esculentum, 2126 nucleotides. NCBI's taxonomy places the organism in Eukaryota, Metazoa, Cnidaria, Scyphozoa, Rhizostomeae, Rhizostomatidae. The record is from RefSeq and is a predicted model, not a curated record.
AUUGUACAGAGUACAUUGUACAAACGACGCUUGCCUAUGGAACUUCCAGUACGAUGGACUUGAGGAUGGGCUUCUCAAUAUGGGGACGUAUAUGGUCAGCCAUAAACUGUUGAGGCGUUUUAUGAUAAGCUUCCGUCAUGGUCGGAUGCCUAUCUACGUUUUCCACACGAUUUACGUACGGGAAAAACGCGACGAAGGUCUUUCAUGUGAGAUUAGCACGUUCUCAUAUAACAAAUUUAAAGAUGCGUGGUACAGUUACCUGGAAUUGCUGGACAUUGAUAUCGACCAAGGGUUUGGCUGCGAAAUUUGUAAAAACGCCUCAGACAUUGUUUUAAUGGAUGCAACAUCCCUUUCUUUUCGGAAAGAACUAACGCAUUGGCGCUCAUUUCUUGUCGAAGUUGAGCAAACAAAGGAGCCGGUGAUACCUAGAUAUUCAAAAUUCGAAAACAGAAUAAUGGUAAGCAAUAACACUUGUCGUUCUCUUUUGCUUCGCUACGUCGACAACAGAAGAAGGAAAAGCAAGCGCCUAAAUAUGGAUGAGUAUGACGAAAUGUUGGAAAUGUUGGAAGAUUUGCAUCCUUCGAUUUUUUUAUUAAUAAAGUACCUUGAGCAUUCAUGCACAGACAUGGAUCACGAUUAUUGGGAAAGUGCAGUCAAAGGUCAUAGAUCGCAGCCAUACUGUUGCCCGAAAGCAUGGGCCCCCUUCGUUGAAGCACUUGCUGUCGCCACUCCUGUUGCCGGUAUUAUACAUCAGGACUCAGAGUUACAGAAUGGCUUGGGUAAUUUUGUAUCGGAAGGAGGGAUUGUUGAUAGAAAGGUACUGGAUAUCAUGAAAAGGAAAUUUCCAGUAUUGUAUGACCUUGUCACAUCGCUGCAAGAUUUCAAAUGCCCAGAGCCACUUUUAAGCGUUCUCCAGCUGAUGGUUGAGAAAUCCAGGAACCCGUUCUUGAGGCAGCCCAAAAAUCAAGCUGAAAGCUUACGUGUGUCAAGAGAAAAAAACGAAGCAUCGUCCAGUAUUGCACAUUGGCCUGACCUGCCACAGAAGCGACACCGUGGACGCUACCAAAUAGAUCAAAACCGGGUUUCGAAAAAGCAAAACGUUUGCACCAAGACCAGUCGCGGCCACCCGAGUUUAUUGCCAGGGGUAUUCACUUUGUUUUGCAAUCAUGAAAUAUGUUACGGAUUUGAAGUCAUGACAACAAGUGAAUCACCAGAAGUUCCGUUCAAUGUGUUAUUCACCCACUUUGAGAAAGCGCCAAAAGUUGUGAUUUAUGACAACGCUUGCAAUUUGCACGAAUAUUGCUUGAAUCGACAGCCUUCAUUUUUCCAAGAGACAAGGUUUCUUGUCGAUAGGCUUCAUUGGAAAAACCAUUCAGGGUGCAGCGAAGGGUACAACAUGGACAGGUACCUAGACUUGAAAGGUAUCAAUAGUCAGACUAACAUUUACUUGCAUUUUCCGAGGAGUUUUUUAAUUGCUGUUUUUGUGGGCCGGUUUGAUCAAAAUUUGCCCGGGCCAAAAAAAUUAGCCAGUCCGCCCCUGAGGAUGGCCGAGCACCUAAGAAAGCAACAAGAGAUGGAAGAUACAGACAGCAAUUACCCACACAAUUAUGGGCAAAUAACAAAAGAAAGUGUUGCAACCAAGCUAAAGGUGAUUCGGCAAAAAUAUAGAGCUGCUGUCGAUUCAGGGAAGAAAAGUUGACAUGGCAGUAUGGAACGCCAUGACUGCCUUAUGUUAUGCACUAAAAUUGUGUUGUGUCACCUAAUCAUUGCCUUCUGUCACAUUCUCAUAGGACUAUGACAAUUAAUCAUUCAAUUAGGUCAUCAUAGGAGUUCUUUGUUUGCAUUUCAUGGACCACCAUGUGCUCCUUUCGUCCUGUGCUGUUAUUUUGAGCAACGAUCAUGUCUUCUCUAUGUUACGUUAUGUCAUUGUAGCAUCCAAGUGUGCCCAAAAACCAUUGCUUUAUGUUGCAGUAUCAAUGAACUGUUCUAUUUAAUCAUUACAUUAUACUAUUUCACCAUUAUACUACUUCAUCAUUACAUCAUACUAUUUCAUCAUUACAUUAUACUAUUUCACCAUUAUACUACUUCAUCAUUACAUUAUACUAUUUCAUCAUUACAUUAUACUA